AUGUAUGGCGGCAAGACCCCCUCCGUCAUCUCCGCAGCCACCAUGGCUCUCUCGCAUUCUCGCAGACACUACUCAGACCCAAGGAGGAUACACAUCCUUGGCGUCGGGAACAUCGGCCGCCUCUACGCGUCUCAUCUCAGGAAACACGCAGAGCUACCGCCAAUUACCUUGAUCCUCCAUCGAGCAGAGCCCCUGACAACGUGGACAAGCAAUCCCGGGAUCGAAAUCACCCGCCCUGACGGGCGCGUCGAGAGAACCGCCGCUGGUCUGGACGUGGAGUACUGGACGACAUCGCCACCUGCGCACGGGUACUCAAAGGAGAUUCCGCCAGUGAGGAAUCUCCUCAUCGCCACGAAAGCGUCAGUCGCCCUACCAGAAGCGGACAGGCUCCGUGGCUAUCUCGACGCGCAGAGCACCGUCGCCUUUGCGCAGAAUGGCAUGUCCAAGCUGUGGCCACCCCAUGGUGCCAUGUACACAUCCCACCGCUACGGCGAGGAGCACACGCCAAAUUUUGCCCACUGCAUCACUACGCACGGCGUCAUCUCGCUGGGCGAUUUCAGGUCGCGACACGCCUCGCUGGCCGACGCAAAGGCCGGCCUCGUCCUCCCGGGGGCCAGGCCGGCUGAGUCAGACUACCUGCUCGACAUGAUCACCUCGGCCCCGGGUCUGCUCUCGAGGAGGGUCGACAGGCAAGACUUGUGGGUGUUGCAGUUGGAGAAGCUGGUGGUCAACUCCAUCAUCAAUCCUCUCACGGCCAUCCUUCGACAGAAGAAUGGCGUGCUCUUUGACGACGAAGACGGCAUCCUGUCACGCGCCAUGGACAGGUUGCUCCGCGAGAUGUGUGCUGUCUACCAGUCUCUGCUGCAGCACGACAGUACGACACCGCUUCUGGCGUCGGAGGCCGGCGAUGUGGGUGCGGCGAGGGAAAGACUCGCAGAGCGAUUCCGGUUCGAGAACUUGAAAUCCAUGCUCUGGAGCGUUGGCUAUCGCGUCGGGGAGAACUCGAGCUCUAUGCUGCAGGACGUCCAGGCCGGCAAGAGUACCGAGGUUCGUGAUUUCAAUGGCUGGAUUGUCGACAUGGCCAGCUUCCUUGGCGGCGGUCUCGACACGUUGGCAAAUCAGCGCCUCAUCGGCUUGGUGGAGGAUGGCCAAGUAUUGGACGCACCGGCGCUCGCUGACAGACUUCUGUCAAGAUGA
Emericellopsis cladophorae is the source of this 1197-nucleotide messenger RNA. RefSeq names its product 2-dehydropantoate 2-reductase-like protein. NCBI's taxonomy places the organism in Eukaryota, Fungi, Ascomycota, Sordariomycetes, Hypocreales, Bionectriaceae. The transcript has 2 exons. The record is from RefSeq and is a predicted model, not a curated record. Gene Ontology annotation, cellular component: mitochondrion; cytoplasm. The coding region runs from base 1 to 1197 and encodes 398 amino acids. Gene Ontology annotation, molecular function: NADP binding; 2-dehydropantoate 2-reductase activity.